AUGUCCACUCGACGCCCAAUUCUCAUUUCCGGCGCAGGCCUUGCCUCUCUACUUUUUGCCCAAUCCCUUCGGCGUAGCGCUAUCCCUUUCCGCGUCUACGAGCGUGAUGCUUCUCUUGCAUUCCGUGGCCAAGGCUACCGGCUGCGUCUUUCUGACGAGGGGCUAGAUGCUAUUGAAUCCGUGCUGGGCUCCGAGGACUUUGCACGCUUCUACGACAAGUGUGGCAAGACGGGGGGCGCUGGCUUUGCCGGUCUCGAUGCUAUCACUGGGGAGCAAACAGAGGGCAAUGUAGGCGGAGCCAUGACACAGCUAUCAAGUCGGAAUGGAAAGACGGUAGGCAUCGCAAGAGGGGAGAUGCGUAAGCUCUUCUUCGAGGGAUUGGAGGACCAAGUCGAGUUUCAGAGACAUGUCACGGGAUAUGAGAUUGUCGACGGGGGUGUCCGAGCGGUAUUCGCGGACGGGACCAAGUCGGAGGUAGGUGACAUGCUGAUUGGCGGGGAAGGCAUCCAUUCUAGAGUGGCGAAGCAAGUCUCUGGCGGGCGGCUGGCGGUCUACGAUACCGGCGCACGAGGCAUUCACGGUCAGGCGCCGACGGGCGCUUUCAAGGAUCUAGGCGAGGGCGUCUUUCGCAUUUCAGACGAGUCAAAAGGGAAAGACUCCCGUGUGAGCAUAAUCACAAACGUGCGUCCGAACGAUAUAAACAACCCUGAUAUCGAGUAUGGCUGGACCAUGGUGGGACCCCCAGGUCUAAUUAGGGCGCCGAAUGACGACUACAGUAUCGUGGGAAGCACGGCAGCAGACUUGGCCAAGAAGCUGACAGCGGACUGGCACGAGAGAUUUCGACCUUUGUUUGAACAGAUGAACACCAAGGAAGCCGCAUUCUGGAAGAUCACCUGUUCGACUCCUUCAGGGGUCCCAGAAUGGCCAAAUGAGCCUCGCGUGACGGUCAUUGGGGACGCGGCGCAUUCGAUGACGCCAGCCGGUGGUAUCGGGGCCAACACUGCCGUGCGAGAUUCGGCGCUGCUAGGCCGUUUAGUGAAGGAAGCUGAUGGGUGGAAGGAGGGCAUCACCGCUGAAUAUGAGACGCGUAUGCGAGUAUAUGGAAGUGAGGCUGUUGCAAAGAGCUACGGGCUUGCUACCGAGUCCUUCCAGAUUAAGAUUAUAGAGGGAGAGACUGUCACAGUGUCAGCGCAAUGA
Messenger RNA from Diaporthe amygdali, 1197 nucleotides. RefSeq lists its product as uncharacterized. The record is from RefSeq and is a predicted model, not a curated record. The transcript has a single exon. Gene Ontology annotation, molecular function: FAD binding. The coding region runs from base 1 to 1197 and encodes 398 amino acids. NCBI's taxonomy places the organism in Eukaryota, Fungi, Ascomycota, Sordariomycetes, Diaporthales, Diaporthaceae.